UUCUGUACUUUGUCAGCAGCAGCGGUCCUCCACCAUUUCGCUGCGUAAAGUCUCCUCCCCGCGACCGCUACAUUCUGCGCCGAAACCCAGUCUCUCCCGGUCCGUAUUUUAACUUCUUCACACGGACCUAGUGGUACCUCGUUGGGUACCGGGAGACAGUUUGGAUUACUGGCAUUACGGAUUGAGUGCGAUUUUACGCGGAUGACGACUUCUUCAACGAGAAUUUAGUAAAAGAAAAUUGGUCGGAAAUUUCAGAAUAUGUGGAGGGGACCCUAAUUUCAGCAUCCUGGAAGUAGAAAGCACAGAAGAUCUGUGUCUCACACCACAGACAGGUGCCGUGUGUAGCCAGGGCAGCACAGAGGAAGGAAGCUCUGGGGAGGAGGCGGCGCGGCAGCGAGCCACUCCGGCUGUGGAUGUGCUGGGUGGCAACCCCCAGGCUGCACAGAAUGUGGCUGGGGAGUCACCUCGGCAUGCCCAGCAGCCGGUCGCAGCUGCCCCCCGCCCAGUCCCUCCGUUCACCAAUCUGUCCAUUGUGCCAUUGCCGGAGAGCAACGAUUCGGCAUUCCUCGGCAUGGAGAACGUCCCUCAGGCCAAUCGGCCAAUCAGCAGCGACUUUAAGGACCGCUUCGCAGAAGAGGUCCACGCUGAGGAGAGCGCUGCCGAAGUUGUCGGAGUUUCGAGAUCCUUGCCAACAUCCCUCAAUGAGAAAUGUAGUUCCUCCGCUGAGAUGCAAAGGCUUCCAACUCCCCUUUGUCCCCCUCUCGCCCCAGAUACACAGCUUGACGGCACAGUGCAAGAGUUGCAAUACGGGUCACAAACUGAUAAAGAGAAAAGCCACUCAAUAUGUCAGACAAACCAGAUUCAGCCACGUAGAGAAGGUGCUGGACCUGUGGAUAUUACGGGGACAAAGGAGAAACAGUCCGUCUUAUUGGAAUAUAAACCAGAGACUGGAACAAACGUGGAACUUGGUGGAAAAGAGCACACGGGCGGAAAUAUUCUCCUUCAACCCAAAUCUCAAAUCUGUUUCACAGCCUCAUCUCCAUCUGUCCCACAAUCAAGUGUUGGUUUUAAAGUCCAAGACAUCACACAACACGGGGCUACGAAGCCGUCUGACAGGGACCCACUCGUCCACGCAAAUCAAAGCAGCCAUAUACCUCCGCCAGGUGCUGCGGAGCAGACCGGUGGUCACCAGGACUCAAAAUCGUCUGAGCUCCCUUUACCCUCAUCUGGCAACAGUGAGAUUAAACAAACUGACCUGUCAAAAACACAACCUAAAAUCAUCAAAGAGAGCUCAACGGAUGCCAGAGAAAUACAGAAAGCGAAUUCUUUGGAAUCAGUUGAGAUGUCCGAGCACGUUAAAGAGCUCGUUGACACCUCUCGCACAGAAAGACGACCUCCCUCAGCUGAAAUACUUGAGAUCCCAAAAGCUACGGAAUCGCAUCCCGGACUAUCCCCUUCUCCUGGAGCGGCGUGCAGCAGCACAGCUGCCAGAGAAGACCGCGAUGUCCAGAGGAGCUGCGAUCCACCCGAAGGAGAGCAGGUCGAGAGUAGCGUGAGGGGAGAACAAACUGACGCGACCGCCUCCUCCUCUGACUUCACAUUGCUGCCAGAGUGCUCUUCCGCACAGGAGAGUCACUCAAAACCCUCUGCUGCACCCCCUCUGUUUGACACGGGCUUAGUUGUCUCGCUGCCGGCGGGGCAGGUUGCAGAAGCCGAAACGUCUCGUCCCCCCGAACGAGUCCCCGCGACGGAGACGCCGCCAGCUGCCGAUCUCGCGCGCUCCGCCGAAGCUCAAGAAGUUGUGGUUGUCCGAGAGGAGGCUCACAUCAGCGGGGACUGGUCGAACAUGCGCCUGAAUCAGAGUUACCUCCUACAACGAGAAGACGGCAGCGUCUGUGAAGCUGCCGUCGUUAACGAGCUGAGUUCUGAACUCUCUACUGGGGAGCCAAAGCUGUACGAAGGAAGUGCCGAGGCAGGUAUUGAGUUAGAUUCCCAAUCCGUGGAAGUGUACGAGUUUUGCACCCUGGUUGAGGAGGUUGCUGAGGAAACGGUCUGUGCCACCAGCAGUGCACAGAUUCCUCACUCUCCAGGAUAUGAGGUGAACUUAUUCAACGCGUUGCUAGAACACUCUGAGGAGUACACUGUCAAAGAGGACAUUGAACCAUCUAUUCACACCAUUAAUGAAAGUGGCACUGUCAUCAUCUCCCAGCAGCCCUUGCCUUCAUUGAAUGAUGCGAUUCAAAUACAGGCUCGCUCCAACAGUAAUUCCCAUAAUUUGUCCAUACUGAACACCAGGGUAGCUGCUGUCGGGCAACAUUUGGUAUUCGACGCUAACCAAGCUGUUGAAGUGGCUAACUCAAGUGAGGUUUGUUUGGUCGAAGUAGCUGCUGUUACAUCGGACUCAUUCGCUGUUGAACAGAUGGACGCCAGUCCACAAAUUGGGACACCUUGCUCGCAGGUCAGCGCAGCCGUCUCGGACCAAACGACUCCCCAAAAACAGGAAGCAGAAGCCACAGCUGGUGCUCCAUCUUUCAUCUCCCCGGUGGUGACUGGUGAGGACACAGAGAUGGAAUCGUCUGUUGCUGUUUCAGGACACGUUCAGCCCACAAUAAAUCAGACUGUUGUAAGUGCCACAAAGCCAGAGGCCAACGUUUCUUCACACGAAGGGACCAAAGACGCCCCCGCUCUGGCAGAGACUCCUUCACAGAGAACCCAGACUGUUGCUAUGCCCGCAGAAACCAAUCCCGAGGCUCUCUGCGCCACUCACUCUGGUAUUAUAAAUCCAAAGCUGCUCCUUCUUAAACCGGGAGAAACUCCUUUCCUGAAAUCCCCACCCUCCCUUUUGGCAAAGGUGUCCAAGCAACAGAAUGCAACCGGCAAGCUGGCCAAUGCCCACAGCUCGUGGUCUGGCACGGUGUCUGAGGAGUGCCUUGCCCAAACCGUCCCGGAGUCUUUAUGUGCUCCUGUGGCCCUCAAAACGUCUGUGUCAGCGGCCGCUCCUGUCAAGGUACGGCAGUCCACUAUGAGCAGCAACUCACUGCAACUUGGCCAGAAUGCGUUUGUCACCCCAACAACAAGUUCAUUUGACAAAGAGGCCUUAAAUGUUACUGAAACUGUUCGCAAAGCAGGUCCUGCGUCCCAAGAUGUUGUCACCCUUACAGAUCCUACUGCGCCUUACGCCCUUUACGUGCUCUCAGCAUCAGAGGAAAGGGAAGGUGCAGUCACGGCGUCUACCGGUCUUAGUGACCCCGUCAGCCAACCGGACGCCCUCUAUGUGGAAGAAGAGAGCGAGGACAUGGAGCAGGACGAACCAACGGGAGAAACUGAGGCUCUGGAGGCCACUUCAGGCCAGGUCAGCAGUCCAGAGGAAGACAGCGAUGAAGAACCAGACGCAGACAAAGAAAGCGAGAUGACCACCCUCAGCUCUCCAGACAAGCAUGGACAGAGCAGGACAGACAGAAAGACACUGUUCCUUAAGGUACGCCAGUGGAUAGCCGACAGGGUCACCGGGAAUUCAUCUCCUGUCUCGCCCUCCACCUCAUCUUCUUACCCUGGACCCUCACCCGCCAACGAUUGGUCUACCCCACGACGGGAGAAGUCCUCACUUCUCCGGGGUCCCCAUGGGAAGUUUGUUUCUCCUUCCUCCGGCUGUGGCUACAGUCUCUCCACCUCCCCACCAGAUCAUGCCCCCCCUCAGCGUCCCCGUGGUCAAGCAGACAUGGCAGAGCUGGCUAAACAUGAAGCAGACAUCGAGCAUCGGACCCAGUCACUGAAGCGAGAGGGCUUCUGGUCAUUGAAGCGUCUCACCCGCCUGACGGAGCCGCCGAGACCGAAAGUUCACUGGGACUACCUGUGUGAGGAGAUGCAGUGGCUCUCUGCUGACUUUGCUCAAGAGCGGCGCUGGAAGAGAGGGGUGGCUAGAAAGGUGGUGCGAAUGGUGAUGCGACACCACGAGGACCUGAGGCAAAAAGAAGAAAAGGCCAAGAGAGAUGAGCACGCUAAAAUCAGAAGAGUUGCAUCUUCUAUCGCAAAGGAGGUCCGGGCUUUCUGGAGCAGUGUGGAGAAGGUGGUGCAGUACAAGCAGCAGUCCAGACUGGAGGAAAAGAGGAAGAAGGCUUUGGACCUUCAGCUGGACUUCAUUGUCGGCCAGACUGAGAAAUACUCGGACCUCCUCAGCAAGUCACUUGCACACACCAGACUUGCUGAACCUGAGCCUCAAACUGUCCCCCAGACUCCCAAAAUAUCUGUGCCACCUGCCGUUGAUGAGGAUGACAGAGACUUUGAACCUCCCUAUGAGGAGGAGGAUGAUGAGGAGACCAUAGAGGUGGAGGAGCAGCAGGAGGGCAAUGAUGCUGAGAGCCAUCAGAGGGAGAUUGAACUGCUGAAGGAGGAAGGCAUGCUGCCCCUUGACCAAUUACUCAGCACCCUCAAACGGCCUCCACAGGAGUCGGGCUCAGAUGAAGAAUGCUCCGAUGAAUCCUCUUCAUCAGUGGAAGAGGAAGAUGGUGAAUUUACUGCCAAUGAAGAGGAUGCUGAGGAUGAGGAGGACACCAUAGAUGCCCAGGAGAAGGUUGAGGGAAAUGUGGAUCACGCAGAGGAACUGGAUGACUUGGCCAAAGAAGGCGAUAUGAGUGUAGAGGAGCUUCUCGAGAAGUACAAAGGAGCAUACGCCUCAGACUUUGAGGCACCGUCUGCAUCUGGCUCUAAAGAAAGCUCUGAUUCGGAGCUGUCUGGGGAUGAGGAGGAGGAGACUGAAGAAGAUGAGAGUGAUGUGGAAAGCAACACUUCCUCCUCAGAAUCCCCAGGAGACAGCGGAGAAGACGAUGACAGCGAGAAGGAUGAAGAGGAGAGCGAGGAAGAAGACGAUGACUGUGGAGAUGAAGGGAUGGAGGUCUUGCUAAAGGAGGGGGACAACAGCCCACCUGCCUCUAGCUCACGGCCAAAGAAAGAGAUCAGCCACAUUGCUGCUACUGCAGAGAGCCUGCAGCCUAAAGGCUACACUUUGGCUACUACAAAGGUGAAGACUCCUAUUCCAUUCCUGCUUGAUGGCACGUUACGAGAAUACCAGCACAUUGGACUCGACUGGCUGGUCACCAUGUUCGAGAAAAAGCUUAAUGGCAUUCUGGCUGAUGAGAUGGGCCUGGGCAAGACCAUCCAGACCAUCGCUCUGCUGGCUCACCUCGCCUGUGAAAAAGGUAACUGGGGCCCUCACCUCAUCAUCGUUCCCACCAGUGUGAUGUUGAACUGGGAGAUGGAGCUGAAACGCUGGUGUCCUGGGUUUAAAAUCCUCACUUACUUUGGCAGCCAAAAGGAGAGAAAGCUAAAGAGACAGGGCUGGACGAAGCCGAAUGCUUUCCACGUGUGCAUCACUUCGUACAAGCUGGUGCUGCAGGAUCACCAAGCGUUCCGGCGCAAGUCUUGGCGCUACCUGAUUCUAGACGAGGCACAAAAUAUCAAGAACUUCAAGUCCCAACGCUGGCAGAGCUUGCUGAACUUCAACAGCCACCGGCGACUGCUGCUGACGGGAACCCCUCUCCAGAACAGCCUGAUGGAGCUGUGGUCCCUGAUGCACUUCCUGAUGCCCCACGUCUUCCAGUCCCACCGCGAGUUCAAAGAGUGGUUCUCCAACCCGCUGACGGGAAUGAUCGAGGGCAGUCAGGAGUACAACGAGGGCCUGGUCAAGAGGCUCCACAAGGUGCUGAGGCCGUUCCUGCUCAGGAGGAUCAAGAUUGACGUGGAGAAGCAGAUGCCCAAGAAAUACGAACACGUGGUGCGCUGUCGCCUCUCCAAGAGACAACGCUUUCUCUACGAUGACUUCAUGGCACAGGCCUCGACCCGGGAGACGCUGGCCAGCGGCCACUUCAUGUCUGUGAUAAACAUCCUAAUGCAGCUCCGCAAAGUGUGCAACCACCCCAACCUGUUCGACCCUCGACCCAUCCAGUCUCCCUUCAUCACGAAGCCCAUUGUUUUCCAUACAGCCUCCCUGGUGCAGGACGCCCUGGAGGUCUCCCCUUUAAAGCGCUGCGAUCUUUCUAUGUUUGACCUUGUGGGUUUGGAGAGCCGCGUGUCCCGGUACCAGGCAGACGUCUUCCUGCCGCGACACAAAGUCAGCCGCCAACUAAUCCAGGAGAUCAUGGACUCCCCCGAACCCCUUCCGAGACCCAGACCAGUCCGCAUGAAGGUCAACAGGACGUUCCAGCCGCCUCCUAAAAGUGAUAACCGAGCGGUCCUGCUGAUGAACAAGCCUACCUGCUCGGUACCCCCCGCAGCACAGACCCCCAAACCUCCACCAGUUACUGAAGUCCCCUCAACUCCUGCCCCUGCCCCCGUCGUUCAACAAGUGGUGUGUACGGUGUCGACCUCGGCCACUCCUCGCCCGUCCAUGCAUCUUUCAGCUCAAACUGCGGUGAGAGCCAGCGCUCCGAAGCCAGUGCUGAGCGUACGGCCUCCCGCUGCCCCGUGCACCGCCGGCGUCCCGGCUCAUCCCAGUCCAAACCCCGGCAGCGUGCUGCCCCAGAGGGUUCUGCUCAGUCCAGAUAUGCAGGCUAGGUUGCCCUCUGGUGAGGUAGUGAGCAUAGCCCAGCUUGCCUCCCUGGCAGGGCGACCUGUGUCGUCCUGCCAGGGCAGUAAACCCGUCACCUUCCAGCUUCAGGGCAACAAGCUGACUCUGUCUGGAGCCCAGAUCCACCAAGUCCCAGCAGCUUCUCCACGCCCAGUUCACGGUAAUGUGAUGCACCUGGUGUCCAGUGGGGUGCAGCACCACCUCAUCAGCCAGCCUGCCCAGCUGGCUGUCCAGAGCGCAGCCAACACACAUCCUGCAAACACCUCUACUGCCCCCCCUACGAAUCGGCUGCCGCACAAUGCCGUAGCACAAGUGCCCCCCGCCAUGGUGAGCAGCCACGGCGUUGUGAAGAUCGUUGUGCGUCAGACAGCAGGCAAGGACGGCGAGCCUGUGCCCACCCUGGCAGUGGCCCCCUCCCCUCGUGUUGCUCCUCAUACUUCCCUUUCCCCGCAACCCCACGCCAGCACCACCUCUGUCCGAAACACUGCCCCGCUGCAAAUUGUCCAGCGCACCCCUGGUCCCGCUACUGCCCACUACACCAUAGCUCCUCCCGGGACCCCUAGCUCAACCCCAAACCAGCCCCACCCCCUUCGCCCCGUCCUCACAGUAGUGCAGCCUCCUCCAUCGAGCACAGAGCAGCCAGCUCCAGUUCAGCUGGCCUCCUCGUCCUCCGCGUCAAAGGCUUCUUCUUCAUCAGCGCCACGAGACAGCAGCAGUCAAACACCCGUUACCACGAAGUCGAGGCCCAGUACAAGUGCGAAAGCUUUCCCUCCGCCCAGGAGAGUCCCUCGUCCUCCUCCUCGUUCUCCUUUCCACAUGCCAUGGCUGGCAGACUGCCAGAAACAGCAGCGCGACAGCCGACUGGACUUCAUCAUUCGAGUCAACGAGAACCACUGUGCGGCAAAGCCCAUGUACGGCCGGGAGGUUUUGAACUUUUUGACUUUUCUCCCUGGUCCCCGCCCCUCGCCAGCCGCCCCGAGCUCUAAGGGGGAGUGGGGUCGCUCGGGCCACAGCAGCUGUCUGUUCGCACAGUGGCAAAACAAAUACGACUUCUGGCUUCAGAGUCACGCCGUGAGAGAGGCCAUCCACAGCAUUGAUGACAGGCUGGAGCUGCUCAAUGAUCUGAUAGACAGGUUUACAUUUGCGAUUCCCCCAGUGGAGGCUCCUCCGAUCUCCAUGCACUGCUGCCAUCCUCCUCCCUCUGUAAGCCACAAGCAGGCAGUCUUCUCCACCCUGCUGUCAGCUCAAGUCACUCCGCUUACUCGCAGUCUCCAUCGUAUCCAGUGUUACAUGCGGACCCAGUUCCCAGACCUGAGGCUCAUACAGUAUGAUUGUGGUAAGCUGCAGACUCUCCACACUUUGCUGCGAAAGCUGAAGACAGGAGGUCACAGAGUGUUGAUCUUCACCCAGAUGACGCGUAUGUUAGAUGUGCUGGAGCAGUUCCUUAACUACCACGGACACAUCUACCUCCGUCUGGAUGGCAGCACCCGUGUGGAGCAGAGACAGUCUCUAAUGGAGCGCUUCAACGCAGACCGGCGUAUUUUCUGCUUCAUUUUAUCAACUCGCAGCGGAGGUGUCGGGGUGAACCUGACUGGGGCCGACACAGUAGUUUUCUACGACAGUGACUGGAACCCCACCAUGGAUGCUCAGGCACAGGACCGCUGCCACCGAAUCGGCCAGACCAGAGACGUCCACAUCUACAGGCUGAUCAGUGAGCGAACAGUGGAGGAGAACAUUUUAAAGAAAGCCAAUCAGAAGAGGAUGCUGGGAGAUAUGGCUAUUGAAGGAGGAAACUUUACCACUGCCUUCUUCAAACAGCAAACCAUCCGAGAGCUAUUCGAUAUGAAUGAAGGGGAGAGGAGGGAUGUGGCAGUGGAGCUAUCGGUGCCCCAACCCGAGGAGGAAGAGGCUGUCAACAAACAGAGCACCACCAUUCUGGAGCAGGCCCUGUGUCGUGCCGAGGAUGAGGAGGACAUAGUCGCAGCCUCACAGGCCAAAGCAGAGCAGGUGGCAGAACUGGCGGAGUUCAACGAGAACAUACCGCUGGAUGAUGGAGGGGAGCAAGAGGAAGUGGAGGAGCUCUCUAAGGCCGAGCAGGAAAUCGCUGCUCUGGUGGAGCAGCUCACUCCCAUUGAACGCUACGCCAUGAACUUCCUGGAAGCCUCAUUAGAAGACGUAUGCAAGGAGGAGUUGAAGCAGGCUGAGGAGCAAGUGGAGGCCGCCAGGAAGGGCCUGGACCAGGCCAAGGAAGAGGGCCUGAAGCUCCACGCUUCAUCCGACGACGAGGACGAUGACUUUUUGUCACCGCCAGCAUCUGUGGAGCCCGCUCAGCCAGCCCGCCGAGGCCGUAAACCCAAGGACAAGGACAAGGUUGUCCCCUCUACAAGGAUUAGUGGUCGGCUGCGUGGGGCUUCGCCCGAGACGGAGUCUGAGACGUCCCCGAGAGAAGUGCCUGAAAGACUCCGCUGUGGUCUGAGAGGACGAGGAUCUGCCAAAGACGCCGCGUCUACCACCCCGUCCCGCACAGACCAUCACAAAACCUCUUCAUCGACCAGGCUUCAGGAUUCCUCCAAAUCUUCGAAAGCCUCGUCUCCUGCCAGAGAUCACCAGACUAUCAAAACCAGGCCUUCCCCUCCUACCACCUCUCCCCCUGGAGGGAAACCGCAGUGCGCUGGGGAGACUGACGGCAAGACCUCCAAAGCCUGCCGAGAGGAGAAAGACGGGGAGAGUGAGAGGAGGCUGUCGGAGUCUUCGCUAGAAUCCAGCUGCCCGUUGGACCAACAGGCAAAAGAUGAGGACACCAAAGACAACAGCGCCAUGUCUCUCCCCUCCACCAGCUCCCGGUCACCGCGCAAGCGCCAGUCAGCGGACGGUGAAGUCCUGCGGGGCCUGGUUGAAGACUCUCCAUCAGCCAAAGUCCUGCGGAAGCUUCCAGGGAGGCUGGUCACGGUAGUGGAGGAGAAGGAGCCAAGGAGGAGGAGGCGGAGAGGAAGCGGCACUGGAGGUGGAGCUUCUCCAGAGGAGGCAGCCGUGGAGGAGAACGCUGCCGGAUUGGUCGACGAACCAAACAAAGACAACACCUCGCCGUUGGGCCCCGACUGUAAAACUAAAGGGGCCGUUAACAAAUCUCCUCAGGACCAAGACUCUACUCCGAGUCAGCCGGUGCACCCGCCGCCUGUCAGAAGUUAUCCUCCGUAUUCCCCACCCCAUCUUUCUCCUGACAUGCCUGUGCUGAGAAAUCUCCCUGUACGGCGCAGGCUGGAAACUGAAUCUCGCAUGGCCGCCCAGCUUGUAGAGCAACAGCAGCAACUGGGCCGAGGAAGAGGAGGGAACCAGUCCAGGAAAACUGACAUGCCACCUGGCAAAGACUCGUCCUCUACGGAGUCCAGUGUGAAUUCUCUUGUGACGCCUUUGAAAAGAAAGAGGGGCCGGCCCCCUAAGACUCCUCCUACGUUACCUGAGUCUGACAACACAGUGGCCGCUUCCCCACAGCCCACCUUGCCAGUUGAGGAGGGGAACCCCCCUCUCUCCCCAAAACGUAAGAGGGGUCGUCCUCGCAAAGACUCCACAACCACGGCAGAAACUGUGAGCGAAGGCCACAACUCUAAAAAUGAGACCACUACUGCUGGUGUAUCUGGUUUAUCAAAAACCGAUGCCAGCACAGAGUCGACUGUCUUGUCUCCCCACAAGUCGGAGACCCCUAUAGCUGCUGUUGUCACUACAAGUCGGGCCUCCCAGUCUACCAAAAAUGAGGAAACGGACACUAAGACUAAGGUUUCAGCCCCUGCUCCAAAUCCAGAAGGAGCCCCCACAACAACAACAACAACAACAACCACCGAUAAAGCUUCUACACCAACAGUCACAGCCUCAGUCAAAGCACCCACAGCACCUGCACCCCUUCCUGUGGUUGCCUCCGCAUCAGCCUUGGCCCAAUUUGUUAGUUCAGCUACAGCCCCAAGCUCAGACACAGCGUCAGCGCAGGUGUCCUCUGCAUCCUCUGUCACACUUUCUAUGUCUGCUGUUAGCCCCGUCGCCGCUCCCCCCACUUCUACAACUCCAGUGCCACCUGCCAGCGCUGUCGCACCAACUCUUGCAGACAUAAAACCGACACUCGUGGUUUCCAGUGCUCCCAAAGCUCCCGUGGAUCUGAACCAUUCAGGAUAUACAACAACAGACUCUGCCAAAACCACCACGGUUUCCACACCAGCUGCUGUCACUCCAUCGACCGUGUCGUCUUCUUCCGUGGCCGUCGGCGCAGUUCCGACGACGACUACAGAAGCUGCUAGCGUAAAAUCAAAAACAGUCAGCGUGACACCAGCAGUCACUACUACAGUAACCUCUAAAACUAUGGCUGUGGAGGACUUGCCCCAAGCUUCUGCUCUUUCAUCGACAUCUACCCCAGCUGCUGUAUCCUCCGCUCCAACUGCCACCCAGAAGGUUUCUGCUACGACAUCUACCCCAGCUGCUCUAUCCUCUGCCCCAGCUGCUGUAUCCUCUGCUCCUACUUCUCUAUCUUCCGCUCCAACUGCCACCCAGACGGUUUCUGCUAUAACAUUUACCCCAGCUACUGUAUCGGCCGCCCUAUUGAAUACUGAAUCCUCUGCCCCAGUUACUGCAUCCUGCGCCCCAUGUACUGAAUCCUCUGCCCCAGCUACUGUAUCAUCCGCCCCAGCUUGUGUAACCUCUGCUCCAGCUGCUCUGUCCUGCGCUCCAGCUGCCACCCAGACGGUUUCAGCUACAGCUACUAGCCCAGCUUCAAUUUCACCACAACCAACCUCAUCUCCCCCCUCUAAAGCAACAACUAGGACGACGACAACAACAACAGUAAAAGCAAUCCAAGCUCGUCCGGCAAACUCAACACGUCCAAGCACAGUCCCCACAGCAAGUCCAACGAUGUCUACGUCUAGCACACCAUCCGUAACAACGGUCUCCUCAUCGGCAGCAAACACAGUUCCAUCUUCUUCAGCUCAAGCAAAGACUACUGUUACAACUCCUAAAGUCCCUACCAAGCCCGUCUCAACCUCACCACCAGUUCAAGUGGCUACACAGGCACAGGAAACUGUUCCAGCUGUUUCCACGUCCUCAACAAAACCUGCUGCUACACCAACCCCAACUAGCACUCCUUCCCCAACUACAAAACCUGCCAGCGUGACCACCACAGCCGAGACAGUUACAGUAACUUCAUCUUCCCCAACAGAGAGAGCAGAGGGGGUCCCAGGACCGACCCCUGUAGCAGCAGCAGCAGCCCCUUCUUCCAAAGAACACACAACUUCAACGACUCCUGCUACGACUGCAGAAAAGACUGUCGAGAUCCCCCCACCCCCGGUAAGAACUUCCACAGGUGCCCCAGUGACCACAACUCCAUCUCCAGAAAAGUCCAUCACAGUUGCCACCACAAACGUCCCAACCACCCAAGCAUCGACUACCACGGCCACCCCUGUGUCCGUAGCAACCGUAGCAGCUACCGCAGCUGUGUCCACCACACAGGCGUCUGCGGUCGUUUCCCCGCAAGUACAAAGCUCUGCAUCCACAGAUGUUUCCCCAGAUGUGUCUUCACCAGCCCAGACAGAGGCCCUGCACCCCCUUCCCACAUCUGCAUCCUCUAGUGUUUCGUCUGAGAAACGAUCUUCAGAGCCAACAAAGAAAGUGUCUGCGCCUAAAGGUGACCCGGACAGGGUGACCGAAAUGGAAGUAGACGCAGCGGAGCCUGAAUCAAGGUCUAGCAAGGAGGAGGAUGAUAAACAGGAGGACACCUGUGAGUCUCAGCCUCACAAGGAGGACACCUGUGAGUCUCAGCCUAACAAGGAGGACACCUCUGAGUCUCAGCCUCACAAGGACACCUGUGAGUCUCAGCCUAACAAGGACACCUGUGAGUCUCAGUCUAAAAAGGAGGACACCUGUGAGUCUCAGCCUAACAAGGAGGACACCUGUGAGUCUCAGCCUAACAAGGAGGACACCUGUGAGUCUCAGCCUAACAAGGAGGACACCUGUGAGUCUCAGCCUAACAAGGACAUCUGUGAGUCUCAGCCUAACAAGGACACCUGUGAGUCUCAGCCUAAAAAGGACAUCUGCGAGGCUCAGCCUAACAAGGAGGACAUCUGUGAGUCUCAGCCUAAAAGGAGAAAGGUGGAGAGUUCCUCUGAGACCAAAGACGUUGAGUCAGGAAGGGAGAGAGCAGGCGGAGAUGCACAGCCUGCAACUGCCACUCCGAAAGAAAAACCUAAGCAACAGCCGGUUGAGCAAACAACCGAAGAUCAGAAAACGCCAAUCCAAAAAAGGCCUCUUAGUCGCCAGAGUAGCCAGGAGUCUGCUCAGUCCUCUUCGUCCUCCUCUACAUCAACAUCAACCCUCACUCGUCACGCUCACCACAAGAGGACUUACGAGAACAGGCAUCCUGCCAAGAAGAGGCGAAUGGAUGUCACCUCAGAAACUGGGAAAGAGGAGAAAACUGAAGAGGGCGGGGCGAAGGAAGGGGAAGGUGGCAAGAAGGCGCUCGCCACCGCUACGUCUCGGGGAAGGCGCUCCAGUUCUUCCUCCUCCUCAUCCUCGGACUCCGACAACGGCGAGAGCAGGAAGGAGCGCCGAUUGACUCGCUCAGCCAAGCACGGGCUACAAGAUCAGGAGAGGGAAAAGGGCAACAGCCGGCAAGGAAAGAAACCCUCGGGAAGCUCUGACAGAAAUGCAUCAAACAACGCCAACGCGUCCACGGGUGCCGAGUCUGGCAGCGACACGUCUUCUGUCAGGAUCACCAGGAAGACUGCAGGAUCUCAGCCUCCACAAGACGGCAAAGCUCAGACAAACAGCGUGGUGCCUCCUGAGCCCGAAGUUCUGGGGAAGAGGUGCUCGGCACUCAACGCGGCAGCCAAGCUCCUAGCGAUGAAAGGCCGGGUGGAUACCCCUGGCCACACCCCUCGCAAAGACUCCGGCGCUAAGGCCGCUGGGACUUCCCCUGCCUCCUCCUCUUCUUCUGACAAAAACCAAAAGCCUAAAAGCAAAAGCGUACCAGCCUCUCCACAGAGUAACUCUGUCAAUCUUACUAACAACAAAAGCACUGGCAGCAAACCCUCGACGCCCAAUCAGACGAGCCGCCCUGUGUCCCGCUCCACCAGACAGUGCCCCGGUUCUCUGGUCCCACCCCUGGAAGCGGAGUACAAGAGGUCUAAAGCGGAGGAAAAGGAGCGGGGGGGCAGGAAGUCGUCGGGGGGCAAGGAAGGCGAGGCGGAGGCGCAGUCCUCGUCCCGGGUCCACAGCGCCUGCAGCAGCGUGAGCAGCGACGGCGAGGGCGACGGGGGCGGGCGCAGCAGCCGGAGCCGCAGCAGCAGCAACAGCAGCCAGCGCACCCGCAGUGUCAGCUCCCAGAACACGGAGCGCCGAGAGUCCCGCGCCACGUCCUCCGGCAGCGAGCGGGACCGCAGCUCGGAGAGCCGAGGCAAAAGGGACCAGCAGGGCCAGCACAGGGAGAGUCGGAAGGGCCGGAGGUCUCACAGGCUCUCGCAGGAGGUGAACAGCAGCUCGGGGACCGAGGGGACGCCGGACCGAGUGCUGCGUAGCGUGGCAGCUCUCGCGGCGGUGCAGGCCAGGUCGCCGGCCGCGAGCACCCGCUCCUCUUCUGGUCAAAAUCGUCACAACAAGACAUGAUCGGAGUGCCAAAACGGAGAGAGAGGAAAAAAAAACGGAAGCGAGAGUGCGUUGCAGAGCACGAUCCGAGAGCAUGUCCUGACCUGUAAGGUUGCUGCUUUGUGUGCACUCUGAUGAAUGCAAGGGAACGGAGUGCUGCACAAGCCAGGGACCUCCCUGCCUCUUGGGCCCUCUCCCUUACCAAUUAGAGAGCUGGUCCGCUCACCAGCUCAGCCAUUGUCAGCCGGGGGAAGGCUCAGGGAUGCCGGACUGAGAGUUAAAUAAAAAAAUAAAAGUGGCGCCGUUGCUGUGCGUCAACUAGACCGAGAGGUGGUACAGUGGAUACAUUCACCACUGGGACUCGAGGGCGACAAAGGUGCAAGAGGUAAUAAAGGAAAGUUGUUAGCUCA
This is a messenger RNA of Perca flavescens (yellow perch), 14589 nucleotides long. It is a transcript of the gene srcap, whose product is annotated as Snf2-related CREBBP activator protein. NCBI's taxonomy places the organism in Eukaryota, Metazoa, Chordata, Actinopteri, Perciformes, Percidae. The transcript has 34 exons. Gene Ontology annotation, molecular function: ATP hydrolysis activity; histone binding; DNA binding. Gene Ontology annotation, cellular component: Swr1 complex. Bases 572 to 14200 code for a protein of 4542 amino acids. The record is from RefSeq and is a predicted model, not a curated record. Gene Ontology annotation, biological process: chromatin remodeling.